CGAAUCCUCACCCCCCCUUGCCGAGAACGUUAUCUGAACUACCACACCUAGGUGUCAACUAAGUAAAUAAGUGGCUUCGUAUUCAUGCUCUUCUCCGCAAACGCAAAAAGGAAGAAAAUGUCCAACAUCCGCAAAACCAAGAGGUUCCAAGAACUCCCUGUCAUUCGUUUUUUUCUCGUUCCUUUGUUCUUCGUGCUUUCCGCCCUGCAGCCGAGUUCCGCAGCGCUAAAACGCGUCCCGGCCACCACCCGGGGCAAAUUUACGUUUUUCUACUCGGAGAACCCCGAAGUGCACGACAGGCACCUGGGCGAACCGAAACGACCGGGCAGGAACAUACCGGUGAAAUGCACGCGCCGCGGGAUCAUCAACGUGCCGCGCCGGCAAAUCCCCGAUCACGCGCACGGCAUCUACAAGGAUGACAAGUCGCUGCAGGAGACGUGUUUGGAGGCAGCCGUGCUUGAAGACGAGCUGGACGACCAUCCGCUUGGGGAGUAUUUCAGAAGAGAGGUGUAUGAGAGUGUCAGGUUCAAAAUCGUCAGAGUUGAAAGAAUUUGUGAUGCAUAAAACGGAUACCAGUUGGCGGCUAGUUUUCAAGUGGCGCAUGACAAAUUGGGGUGGAACUGCAAUCCAGUUUGUAAUGCUGUUUGGGUAAGGAAGCCGCCUCUUGUCAUGCUACUUUAGCAGCUCGAUUUCUACCCCUCAACAGGCUUACAAUCUGCCUCACUUGCCUACUCUGCAAGCCAGGCGCUUUGUAGGCUGCUGCAUUUUAUGCAUGACAAAUCAUUUCAACUUUGUCGAUUUCGAUCCUGACACAUCCAUAAGGUGGCUGCACCAGAGGACGAGGCGGGGGAAGCCAAUAAGACCAACAGUAAUUCCACAACAAGCGAAGAUCAAGAUGGUGCCUCAGCGGCUGCAGCAGGAGCAAGUACUCCAUCAUCAAGUCCUGGCGCAGCAGGGAACGAGGAAAUGGUCCAGCAGGUGGCGACAAGCCGGGUGAAAAAAGUGGAAGAUGAACCUCCUGAGAAAGAUGAAUCCCAAUCUGGUUCUGUUAAUAUCGUCCCAGAUGUACAAGUACAACCUCCUCUGUCGGACGGGCGAGGUCCUGAUCCGGCCCUCGUCUCGCGAAAAGAACUUCUGCAAGAAGAGCAUCCGCCGCACUGGAUCCCAGACGCGCUGUACCGGGAGAUGGUGGAAAAGACCGUGAUUGCCUGCGUGGACGUCUUGCUGUACAGUCCCAAGCGCAAGAAGUACCUCCUGCUGAAGCGCAGCACCGAGCCCAUCAAGGGCUGGUUCGGCUUUGUCGGCGGGCGGAUGCACCACGGGGAGUCGUUUGAAGAGGCAGCGGUGCGGAAAUUGGAGCAAGAGUGCAACGUCCGGGCCAUCUUGACGCAGCGAGUGAUCAAACGGGACCAACUGGACGAGUUUUCGCCCAUCGUCGAGCACAAAAACGAGACCGCGAAGGACAAACUGGUUCAGAUAAAAAUCCCGUACGAGGAGGGGAUUAUUGGGGCGUACGAUACCUGGUUCGACAAGUCGGCGCAGGACGAAAAAACACCAUCGCAAACCAUGAAUACCUUGGUGUACAUGGAGAUUCUUGGCGACGACGACUCUUUCGACGACGUCCUCAGUGUGAACGAGUACCACAGCGAGUACGAGUGGUUUUCGGAGGAGGAGUAUGCAGUGGCAGUGCAAAAGUAAUAUCGUCCUAGUGUAGUACUAUUAAUUGCAAUAUUGCAUGACAAAUCUCCCUGCUCAGCUGAAUCAGCAUUGCAAAUUUUUCCUUCUGGGAAUAAAAUUUGUGAUGUAAUUACUACGAGUGCGAUACAAUACUUUUGCAAUGCAUACAGAGUAUCUUUCCCACCCCAAGAUUACCAACGCGGUGAAAAGGGGGCUGAAAGACCACUUGGAGAAAGUUUACCGGUAUUGGGAACCGCUGGAAUUCGGGAAACUCGAUGCAAAGCAGGUGGUGAAACACGACGACGUAUUCGAAGAUAAAAACAAUCCCGAACUACAUCAACAGCAGAACAGCUUCAAACAGAAGCACUUUGAACUCCACACCAAUCGCUUUCACCACUACGACAACCCGAAGGCGUUUCACGACUCCGCGCCGGAGCAGCAGCACAAUUUCGCCGUGGCCCCCGCGAAGCAGGUCGUCACGCCCGAAAGCAUUCCGCACUCGUUGUACACGAACAUGCUGAAAAAGGCGGUGAUGGUGUGCGUGGACGCGAUUUUGUACGAUGUUGCGCGGGACAAGUUUUUCAUGGUCCGCCGCGACCACGAGCCCAUGAAGGGAAAGCCGCGGUAUCCGGGCUCUAUCCCAGAGAAAAACAAAGAAACAGGUGGCACCAGGAGGGCCUACUUGGAAUGCAAGACUAUUGAAUGCGCAGAAAAUGACAAUGCGCAUCUUGUUCCCAAACAGCAUGCUACGGACUCGCUCAUGACAAAUUGAUUCUGUCGAUUUAAUAAUUUUUGCGAAUACAAAUAUGCCCUGCCUGUCUUUUUUUUCUGGGUGAUAGCCUCCCGGGUCUACAAGGGCGAGCGCUUGGAGGAAACCACGUUUCGGAUUUUCCGGAGGUAUUUCGACCCCAUAGUCAGCAGUAGUACUCCUGCAUCUACUUCAGAGGAUGGUGCCAGCACGGACGACGUUCCUCUACUUCCGAGAACAGUAGCGGACGAGGCGAAAUUUUAUGGAUGCGUCAGGUUUGAAAUCAACAAAGUUGAAAUAACUUGUAAUGCAGAGAAUGGAUGAAAGUUGCGAUCCAGUUACUAAGUGGCACAUGACGAAUUUGGGUAGAGCCGAAAUCCAGUUUGUCAUGCUGUUUGGGUAAGGAAGACGCCUUUUGUCGUGCUACUUUAGCAGCUCUAGUUCUACCCCGAAACAGGCUUACAAUCUGCCCCCCUUGCCUACUCUGCAAGACAGGCACUUUCUGCGUUGCAUUUUAUGCAUGACAAACUAUUUCAACUUUGACGAUUUCAAACCUGACAGUUCCAUAAAUUUUUGCACAAGAUUAUCCGGUUCGUGACCCCGCCGGCCAGGCUCGCAGAGUACACGAUUCGGUCGUCGGCGGUUGGGGAGGAGUUCGAGAAGCACUUGUAUAAAAGCACUAGCAGCGACGAUAGUCAACAACAUAGUGUAUCGAAUGCAACUGCAACUACUGGCGAGACGAACCAAUCAACUUCGACAUCUAACUUCUACCCCCACGAAUACUUUGCCUUCGGUGGCGUCAUUGGUUCCUACGGGACACACUUCGACCAUUCCGAGCAAGGCGUUAUGAAAUGUAAAAAUGUCUGGGUCUGGAAGAAUGCAAGUUUGUCAUGCUUGCCUGGCAUGACAACUCGGGAAUCUGUGUUGCAUAGGCACGAAAGAGCCCUAUUAACUGUCAUGCGAAAAGGCAGUUUGCCAUGCGGAAUACGUAAGACAUGGCAGCCACAAAAUUUGUCAUGCACAGCUGCGUAUUGCGGCGCGUCUAUCAUUCACUUUUAGCAUUACAAUUUUCCAGACCCAGACACUUUUACAUUUGAUAGGCGUCGCGGUGCACACGAAGAACGUGGUCACCUUUGCAGUCUUCAACAGCACGCAGUGGAGGGAGAAAGACCACCCGUUUCAGGGGAAGGACACGCGACUCGUCUUAGAAGGAGCUCCGGUUGUAAUAGAAGAGGCGGCUGGCACGACGGGAGCUGACGGAUCCGAAAGUGGCAGAGGGGGCUCUAGUAGUAGUGCCCUAUCAUCUACCAAGAGCAGCUCAUCGAAAGACAAACACCACAAAGCCGCGGACACGGCGGCCGGCGAGGGUCGUGGGGCCGCGGUUGUUCCACGAAAAAUUCAGGAACAUAUGGACUCGCUGAACAAAAAACCUUCUUCUUUGGUGUUCUACACCAUUGAGGAGAUGGCGGAAAAACUGUCCUACUACUUCCACUCGGUGUUCGCUGAUUUCGUGUACAAGGUGGGAGGGAGCUUGUCGAAAGACCCGGAUGAAAUGAUGGGGUUCGUGCCCUACGCACCGGGCGAGGAAAUUCCCCCCGACAGUGGGGAGGGAGAGGACGAGGACUGGGAUGAAGAUGACGAUGAGGGUAUCCCGAGUACUUAUUAAAAACGUCUCCACCUUGCUAGGGUUAUCGUGCGGCAAAUCUGCAUGCUUAAAAAAAAAAGUUUUUUAUGCUGAGCCCCAUGAGGCCUUUUGUGGACUUUGUGAUGCUCGAAUCGCCAUGAUGUGAUAGAUCUAUGAUGUUGAUGAACUAGCUAAACAGGAUCACUACACUACGAGGCCAAACUUUAGUUUGUCAUGAGUACCGAAACUUGGAGAUAUGUGUUGCGUAUUUAUUUCCAUUUUGACUAUGGGGCGGGCGGAGACGUUUUUGCACUGGAUUAAGGACUACGAUGAGGACUACGACGAGGAUGAGGAUGAAAAUUCGGAUGAAAAUAGUGACGACGGUGGAUUGCAUGGCAAUGAGGAGCAGGAUCAUGAGCACGACAAGGAGGGAUCAUCGAGGGAGGAUCAUGAGCACCACGAUGAUUCGCAUCCGGCUCCGGGGGUUAAAGUUGAAAUUGAAGAUGUUGAAGAAGUGGAGCUUUAGUUUAAUAUGCUGGUAGAGGUGAUGAACAUCUCCCUUGUCAUCUCUGAUAUACCGGAAAUAAAUAGAACUGAAACAACUACGCGGCAGAAAGACAAAAAGGACGUUUUGAUUUUUACAUUGCAAUUCCUGUGCAAGAAAGAAAAGCAAAUUUUCUCCGCUCGAAGAUGUGUGAGCAGACCCGGAUUUGUCUUCCGCAGUAGAUGCAGACCCCGCUGGCG
Molecule: messenger RNA, 4793 nt
Organism: Amoebophrya sp. A120
Lineage: Eukaryota; Dinophyceae; Syndiniales; Amoebophryaceae
Source: the annotation of a GenBank genome assembly